This is a messenger RNA of Sorex araneus (European shrew), 6386 nucleotides long. It is a transcript of the gene EPHA4, whose product is annotated as EPH receptor A4. NCBI's taxonomy places the organism in Eukaryota, Metazoa, Chordata, Mammalia, Eulipotyphla, Soricidae. Gene Ontology annotation, biological process: axon guidance; cell surface receptor protein tyrosine kinase signaling pathway; protein phosphorylation. The coding region runs from base 34 to 2994 and encodes 986 amino acids. The record is from RefSeq and is a predicted model, not a curated record. Gene Ontology annotation, cellular component: neuron projection; plasma membrane. The transcript has 18 exons. Gene Ontology annotation, molecular function: protein binding; ATP binding; transmembrane-ephrin receptor activity.
GAGCGGCAGGAGCAGCGUUGGCACCGGCGAGCCAUGGCUGGGAUUUUCUGUUUCGUCCUCUUUUCGUUUCUCUUUGGGAUUUGCGACGCUGUCACCGGUUCCAGGGUGUACCCCGCGAACGAAGUUACCUUAUUGGAUUCCAGGUCCGUCCAGGGUGAACUUGGGUGGAUAGCGAGCCCUUUGGAAGGAGGGUGGGAAGAAGUGAGUAUCAUGGAUGAGAAAAACACGCCAAUCCGAACCUACCAGGUGUGCAACGUGAUGGAACCCAGCCAAAAUAACUGGCUCCGAACUGAUUGGAUCACGCGAGAAGGGGCUCAGAGAGUGUACAUUGAGAUUAAGUUCACCUUGAGGGACUGUAACAGUCUUCCCGGCGUCAUGGGGACCUGCAAAGAGACCUUCAACCUGUACUACUAUGAGUCGGACAACGACAAGGAGCGUUUCAUCCGCGAGAGCCAGUUUGGCAAAAUCGACACCAUCGCUGCCGACGAGAGCUUCACCCAGGUGGACAUUGGCGACAGGAUCAUGAAGCUGAACACCGAGAUCCGGGACGUGGGGCCCUUGAGCAGAAAGGGGUUCUACCUGGCGUUUCAGGAUGUAGGGGCCUGCAUCGCCCUGGUGUCCGUCCGCGUGUUCUAUAAAAAAUGCCCCCUGACGGUUCGCAAUCUGGCCCAGUUUCCCGACACCAUCACCGGGGCAGAUACCUCCUCCCUGGUGGAAGUUCGAGGCUCCUGUGUCAACAACUCGGAAGAGAAGGAUGUGCCAAAAAUGUACUGUGGGGCAGAUGGUGAAUGGCUGGUACCCAUUGGCAACUGCUUGUGCAACGCUGGGCACGAGGAGCGCAAUGGAGAAUGCCAAGCCUGCAAAAUUGGAUAUUACAAGGCCCUCUCCACGGAUGCCACGUGUGCCAAGUGCCCACCCCACAGCUACUCUGUCUGGGAAGGAGCCACCUCCUGCACCUGUGACCGAGGCUUUUUCAGAGCCGACAAUGACGCCGCCUCCAUGCCGUGCACCCGGCCACCGUCUGCCCCCCUCAACUUGAUUUCAAAUGUCAACGAGACCUCGGUGAACUUGGAGUGGAGCAGUCCUCAGAACACAGGUGGCCGCCAGGAUAUUUCCUACAACGUGGUUUGCAAGAAAUGUGGAGCUGGUGACUCUAGCAAGUGCCGACCCUGUGGGAGUGGGGUUCACUACACCCCGCAGCAGAAUGGCCUGAAGACCACCAAAGUCUCCAUCACUGACCUCCUUGCUCACACCAAUUACACAUUUGAAAUCUGGGCGGUGAAUGGAGUAUCCAAGUAUAACCCUAGCCAGGACCAGUCGGUGUCUGUCACCGUGACAACCAACCAAGCAGCACCAUCCUCCAUUGCUUUGGUCCAGGCUAAAGAAGUUACAAGAUACAGUGUUGCUCUGGCUUGGCUGGAACCAGACCGGCCCAAUGGGGUGAUUUUGGAAUAUGAAGUCAAGUAUUAUGAGAAGGAUCAGAAUGAGCGAAGCUAUCGGAUUGUUCGGACAGCUUCCAGGAACACAGAUAUCAAAGGCUUGAACCCCUUGACUUCCUAUGUUUUCCAUGUCCGAGCCAGGACAGCAGCUGGCUAUGGAGACUUCAGUGAACCCCUGGAGGUUACGACCAACACAGUACCUUCUCGGAUCAUCGGUGAUGGAGCCAAUUCCACAGUCCUUCUGGUAUCCGUCUCAGGAAGUGUGGUGCUGGUGGUAAUUCUCAUCGCUGCUUUUGUCAUCAGUAGGAGACGGAGUAAGUACAGUAAAGCAAAACAAGAAGCAGAUGAAGAGAAACAUUUGAACCAAGGUGUUAGAACCUAUGUGGAUCCCUUUACUUACGAAGAUCCCAACCAAGCUGUUCGAGAAUUUGCCAAAGAAAUUGAUGCAUCCUGCAUUAAGAUCGAGAAAGUCAUAGGAGUUGGUGAGUUUGGCGAAGUGUGUAGCGGACGGCUAAAGGUGCCUGGCAAGAGAGAGAUCUUUGUGGCCAUCAAGACUCUGAAAGCUGGCUACACCGACAAGCAGAGGAGAGACUUCCUGAGUGAGGCCAGCAUCAUGGGACAGUUUGACCACCCGAAUAUAAUUCACCUGGAAGGUGUUGUCACCAAAUGUAAACCAGUAAUGAUCAUAACAGAAUACAUGGAGAAUGGCUCCCUGGAUGCAUUCCUCAGGAAGAAUGAUGGCAGGUUCACAGUCAUUCAGCUUGUGGGCAUGCUUCGUGGCAUUGCAUCCGGGAUGAAGUACUUAUCUGAUAUGAGCUAUGUCCAUCGAGACUUGGCUGCACGGAACAUUCUAGUUAAUAGCAACUUGGUCUGCAAAGUGUCUGAUUUUGGCAUGUCUCGAGUGCUUGAGGAUGAUCCGGAAGCAGCUUACACCACCAGGGGUGGCAAGAUUCCUAUCCGGUGGACGGCGCCAGAAGCCAUUGCCUAUCGUAAAUUCACAUCAGCAAGUGAUGUAUGGAGUUAUGGCAUCGUUAUGUGGGAAGUGAUGUCGUAUGGAGAGAGACCCUACUGGGAUAUGUCCAAUCAAGAUGUGAUUAAAGCCAUCGAGGAAGGCUAUAGACUACCCCCGCCAAUGGACUGCCCUAUUGCACUGCACCAGCUGAUGCUAGACUGCUGGCAGAAGGAGAGAAGCGACAGGCCCAAAUUUGGGCAGAUUGUCAACAUGUUGGACAAACUCAUCCGCAAUCCCAACAGCUUGAAGAGAACGGGAACCGAGAGCUCCAGACCUAACACUGCCUUGUUGGACCCGAGCUCCCCUGAAUUCUCUGCUGUGGUAUCUGUGGGCGAUUGGCUCCAUGCCAUUAAAAUGGAUCGAUAUAAGGACAACUUCACGGCUGCUGGUUAUACCACACUAGAGGCUGUAGUGCACAUGAACCAGGAUGACCUGGCUAGAAUUGGUAUCACCUCUGUGACUCACCAGAAUAAGAUUUUGAGCAGUAUUCAGGCGAUGAGAACCCAGAUGCAGCAGAUCCAUGGCAGAAUGGUUCCUGUCUGAGCCAAGACUGACUAAACUCAAAACUCUUGAAAUUAGUUUACCUCAUCCAUGCACUUUAAUUGAAGAACUGCACUUUUUUUACUUCGUCUUCGCCCUCUGACGUGAAAGAAAACAAACAAACAAAGUCUGCCAGCGUCGUUCGGUGUACAGAUUUCGGAUAUACGGUGGGGCUCACAGCUAUGAUAACCGUCAUUUGCAUCCGACCUGGAAGAAGUUGUUUCUCAGAAGUCCUUCCAUCCAUCGCCGUUUGUAAGAUACAUGUACCUAUAUAAAUAAAGAACACCGCCUCCGAGUUGUAAUGCCAUCUUUGCCACCAGACCUGGGCUUCUCUGAGACAUCUUGGGAUCCUUUCUCCAUUCGGAAUUACAACAUCACAUUUUGUUUGUGGCAUUACAUUCGUCACCCUUCUUUCACUGGAAUGAAGAUCAUGCCCAGCAACUUUGGGAAAGGACUUGGGGGUGGAUUUGAAAGCUUCGAAAGAAUAAAAAAAAAGACACCCCAUGGUGGGGGGAGGACAAAAAGCCACCACCGAGUGAAAGCCACCUCCACAUUCCUCCUCAGUGUUGCUCCUUCAGUACUCAGGUCACCUGGUGGAGGAUGAUGACGUGAGGGUCUGAAAAGCAAAGGAGAGUGGAUGUAAUGAUAACAGUAAUAAUGAUAAUCAUCAUCAUCAUCAUCCAGCACCAUACCCCCUUAAGGACAAAGGAGGUCUGUUUCUUUGGGCCUGGCUGUGCCAUUUAAGCCUUCUUUAGAGACUUGACAGACUUAUCAUAACUCCCUUAUGGAUAGCGGACUCUGACAAUCUGGAGAAGGGAUGCUCAGACUUCCCUUCUUCAAAGAAACAACCCCAAAUCUGCAAGGGAGUAGAUUCUGCUAUCUUGGCCUCACAGCCCUUCCUGUUGAUUACAAAGCCCAGAGAUGAAAACAGAACACGCCCUCCUCCGUCCCUCCUACCCGGGAUCCUUCUGCUCCGUGACUCUGCCCGUGCUGGACCCAAGACCCAAGACAUUGAUGAAACAAGACCCAGACCUGAAAGGAAUCAAGAUGUGACUUUCUGAGCUCGGUUCCCAGUGAAAGAAACAGCCAACGUUUUCACUCUUCAGCAUCAGUUCUUCAGUCGCGCUGAGGAACGCCCCUCCGGGCAGCGCCAUCCCCGCAGAGCCCUUGUUCCCAUACUCCUUGUGGUUUUAUUUAUAUGUGUUUCCAUAGCUCCUUCCUGAACGUCACUGCUGCAUCGGUAUGGCAGCGAGUGACCAAAGACUACAGAUUUUUCCUAUGGACGCCAGGUCAGGUGCGACCCCAGAAGCAAAGCCAGUUCCCGUGAGCUGCCUCUGAUAUGCAUUGCUGAAGUAACAUUUUACCCAGGGUGUGCCAUUGCCGUGAUACAAAUAUAUUUUUUUCCUAGACUAAAUAUGAGCUGACUAUCUCUUUUGAUGUGUGUAUAUAGCUGUGUGUGUGUGUGUGUGUGUGUGUGUGCGUGCGCGUGUGUGUGUGUUUGUAACCUCAUGCUUAGAACUGCCCGCGAAUGUUGUGGAUGGAGAUUUCUGGUUUGCCACCAGUUUCAAGAUGAAAAACCACGCGAGAUAGUGGGCGGUAAGAACCAUGCCCAUCCCCUUAGAAAGACAACCUGGACGUUUGCAAUGUCCUAUUAUCUAUAAGUAUUCUGUAGCCGCCACACUAACCUUAACACAUAUUUCUACAGUUUUGGACAGAGGCAUUUCCGCCUUAGUGGUGGAGUGGUUUUUGUAUGUGAAUCCAUUCAGGUGACAACUCAUCGUCCAAACCACGGAUUUUGAUCGAACUCAUCUGAAUCACCAGUUCCUUGAUGGAGAAAGAGAAGGGGAUGAAAUGUGUCUGGUAACGCAAAUGGAAUACAAGUAGCCUUUGUUUUCCCGCAUAAAUGGACUUGUUGAAUGCGAACAAAUAUAUGCAAUUCCUAUACGUGCAGAAAUGAGCGUAGAUGUGUGUGUUGGCUUUGAGAUGAUGUAUCCUGGGUUAAUACUUUGUCUCCCAAUGUCACAGAAAAAAUAAAUACAUGCCAGUGACUCUUGAGGUUAGCAGAGUUGGGAUUAAAUGGCCUCAAGUAAUUUCAGGUUCCCAAUUGAUAUGGAAAGUUCUCCAGUUAAAAAUAUGCAGCUAACUCCUUUGGUCCUCAAAAGUACAUCAGCCUUCUAGAAUCUGAGGUCCGGUAUGUGAAGAGUGAAUUUGGAUAGGAUAUGUAUACCAAACUCCAGCCAAGAUACUGCCAUUUUUCAUAAUCUGAGUGGCUGCCUUGCUUAUUCCAAGGUAUGGCUGCAGAAACUGUGGCCAUUUAUAUUAGCUCUAACAUCAAAUCAGGGAAAAAAUGGGGGGAAAAAGAUUCUGAGCCCUAUGUUGUUGAAUUAAACAGAGAAAUUCAUCAAUAAAUAUUUAUUACAUUCUGACAGGGUGUAUGGCAUUGUAUUCUCAUAACUAUGCCAGAGUGACAAAGUUAAUUCACCCCUUUUAGGGGACUUUAAUAUAUUUUUAAAGGGAUGUGCCUAUGCAUUGAUGCCUGAAAAAUAUGUACAAAGGGAUGAGGCUGAAUCUCGGAGUGAGUCAUCUUUCUCCAGAGGUCAGGGCAGGACACCAACUUCAGGGACUGUGUCUAGCCCCAGGAGUGAGUGUGAGCCUGUUGAGCUGGAAGGCUCAACCAUGUACAGACCACCACGGGGUAGCUUUUCACUGUUCUCCUGCUGCACCAAAUCAAGUCGCUUCACCAUGUGUCCACUGUCCCCAAAUUAUUUUUACCAAUCUGAUGAAUGAAAUGUUCUGGUGUGUUUUUAAGAAGUUCUUUUCAAGACGCGUUGUACUCACUACACUGCUAAGGUGUGUGUUUUGAGACCUCUUGUAUUCAAUCUGUGAAGGAUAUGUGUAUUAAUCCAUACACACUGAUAGCCUCAAUAUUUGUCUGAAGACACUUAAAUUCUAACCCAUAAGGAAAGUUCUAGAAGCAAUAUUUUCACUUAUUUAACAUACUCCAAAUGACAUCUAGCAUUGAUACACACUGCAGAGUGCAUUUAUUUUUUUGUAUCACUCCAAGUAUGUUGGAAUAUGCAAGGACUGUGGUUAAAAUGAGAAUGUAUACACAUAUUAUAAUUUAGUUCAUUCUGAAAAAAGAAAUUAACAGAACGUUGCUUGGUUUUUCAUACAUGUUCCAGAAUUUGAGCUCUCUCUUGAGUUAGACAUAGAUUUUCUAUUUUGUUUGACUUGUCAAGGUAUUUUUCUUCCCUUCAUGAACUUUAGGUACACAUAACUUAUGUCAUUUAUUUAUGGUCUUUUAUACCUAGUUUGUAAAAUUGUAAAAUAGCAAACUAAAUGCAAAGGGUUUGCAUUUGAAAAUAAUAAAGUAGUUGCAGUAUACAAACCUGGAA